Lactuca sativa (garden lettuce) is the source of this 1710-nucleotide messenger RNA. RefSeq names its product aluminum-activated malate transporter 4. NCBI's taxonomy places the organism in Eukaryota, Viridiplantae, Streptophyta, Magnoliopsida, Asterales, Asteraceae. The record is from RefSeq and is a predicted model, not a curated record. Gene Ontology annotation, biological process: malate transport.
AAUCCUGAAAUGGCAUACAACUUUAACACCGAUAGAAGCAAAGAAAGGUUGCUAUCUCGCAAGACCUUGUUUGAAGAGUCUGAUCAUAAUAAGGAUGGUGAUGAUGAUGCGUCCAUCCUGGAUAGAAUCACGAAAUCAUGGGAAGAUCUUCAGGAGUUCCUUGUCAAGGUUUACGAAAUGGGUCGGUCUGACCCCAGACAGAUCAUCUUCGCUGCAAAGUCCGGCUUCGCACUUGCUUUUGUUUCCGUGCUCAUUUUUUUUAAAGAACCCCUUGAUUACAUCAGCCAAUAUUGCAUUUGGGCAAUUCUAACUGUCAUUGUCGUAUUUGAAUUUAGCAUCGGGGCGACCCUUAGCAAAGGAUUUAAUCGUACUUUGGGGACAUUUUCAGCGGCAGUGCUUGCAUUGGGGUUUGCUCAAGUAUCUGUGUGGGCUGGGGAAUGGCAUGAAAUUGUGGUCAUCAUCAGCAUCUUCAUAGCAGGUUCUGUGUCAACCUAUAUCAAACUCUAUCCAUCAAUGAAGCCCUACGAAUAUGGUUUCAGGGUAUUCAUGUUGACAUUUUCAAUAGUACUGGUGUCGGGGACUUCCCACUUCUUUAGAACAGCCGUUUCUAGAUUGUUAUUGGUUAUAGUCGGAGCAGGCAUAUGUUUUAUAGUUAACAUAUGUAUUUAUCCAGUCUGGUCCGGAGAAGAGCUACAUAAAUUGGUGGUGAAGAAUUUUAGGGGUGUUGCUACUUCCUUGGAAGAAUGUGUUAGAAGUUACCUGCAAAACGUGGAAUAUGAUAGGAUACCUUCGAAAAUUCUCGUAUACCAGGCGACUGAUGACCCUCUUUAUACGGGAUAUAGAGCAGCAGUACAAUCUACAAGUCAAGAAGAUGCUCUGUUGGGCUUUGCAAUUUGGGAACCGCCCCAUGGGCGUUAUAAAAUGUUGAGAUAUCCAUGGGGUCAAUUUGUGAAAGUUGGCGGUGCAUUAAGGCAUUGUGCUUUUAUGGUUAUGGCAAUGCAUGGGUGUAUACUUUCAGAAAUACAGGCAGCAGCUGAACUGAGGAUGAUGUUCAGAAACGAGAUUCAGAGGGUAGGGAGUGAAGGUGCCAAAGUACUGAGGGAGCUGGGAAACAAGUUGGAGAAGCUGGAACCAUUAAGCCCAAAUUUUGACCUACUUGAGAAGGUGCACGAGGCCGCAGAGGAGUUGCAAAUGUUGAUAGAUGAAAAAUCAUACCAUCUUGUGAGUGUAGCUGCUAGACAAAGACACAAAGAAUUGGAAGAUCUUGAUCAAGAGGAAACCGAGGAAGAGACCUCCACUGAAGCCCAACACGCCCCCCUUUUGAAACAUUCUCAUACCUUCAAAAAUAUCGACCGCCAUAUCACAAAUAUGUCCAUGAAUCUUCCUUCUUUUGCAAACUGGGGUUCCUGUGAUGAAGAGGCACUCAAACAGCAGUUACAAUGGCCUUCACGCCUCUCGGUUCUUGGGGACACCGUUCUUAAUGAACGUGAGGUUAGGACUUACGAGAGUGCAAGUGCUUUGUCUUUGGCCAAUUUCACAUCUUCCUUGAUCGAGUUUGUUGCAAGGCUUCAGAAUCUACUCAACUCUUUUCAAGAGCUUAGCGAUAAGGCAAGAUUCUCAAAUCCAAAAAACCCUCUUGAUCAAAAGGAGGAAGGGGAUGAUGUGGGAUUCUGGACACCAUUUGGCAACUGUAUGGGCUUCAACACUUGA